Microdochium trichocladiopsis is the source of this 1136-nucleotide messenger RNA. RefSeq names its product aliphatic nitrilase. Lineage: Eukaryota; Fungi; Ascomycota; Sordariomycetes; Xylariales; Microdochiaceae. The transcript is spliced from 3 exons. Gene Ontology annotation, molecular function: catalytic activity. The record is from RefSeq and is a predicted model, not a curated record. The coding region runs from base 40 to 1014 and encodes 324 amino acids.
AGCGCCGGCAGCAUCCCGUCACACACCACUCUUAACAUCAUGGCCACAACCACCCCCAAAAACCAGUCCCAUGUCCGCGUCGCCGUCACACAGGCUGAGCCCGUCUGGCUCGAUCUCGAGGCUACUGUGACCAAGACGUGCACCCUCAUACACGAGGCAGCGACCCAUGGAGCGCAGAUCGUCGUUUUCCCCGAGUGCUGGGUUCCUGGAUAUCCGGCAUGGAUUUGGACACGGCCCGUCGAUGAGGACCUGGCGUCUUUGUACAUCCGUAACUCCCUCAAGAUCGAUUCUCCCUUGAUGGCAAAGAUACGGCGCUGCGCCUCAGACAAUAACAUUGUCGUUGUGCUGGGGUUUUCCGAAAAUGUCCAUAAUUCGCUUUACAUCUCUCAGGCGACCAUCGAUGCAACAGGCGAGCUCGUCAUGACCCGGGCUAAGAUCAAGGCGACGCACAUGGAGCGGACUAUCUUUGGCGACGCGCCCGCAUCUUGUCUCAACAGCGUUGCUGCGACCAGCGUUGGCAGAGUCGGCGCGCUCUCGUGCUGGGAGCAUCUUCAGCCGCUGCUCAAGUACCACACGUACACACAACGCGAGCAGAUCCAUGUCGCCGCAUGGCCACCACUCUAUUCGGCUGCCCAAGAUCAGGAUGGUUUAUGGUCUAUGGGUGCUGAAGGCACUGCCUCUAUCGCCAGCGUAUACGCGAUGGAGUCACAGUCCUUUGUUCUGCACUGCACCGCCAUCAUGAGUCAGGCAGGUAUCGACAAGCUGGGUACUGCCGACGGCAAGCUAAUGGCACGUCCAGGGGGUGGUCACUCUGCAGUCUACGCGCCUGAUGGGCGCCGGCUGACGGAGCUUUUGCCGGAUACAGAAGAGGGCAUCGUCUAUGCAACCAUUGACCUGAACCAGAUCCUCCGCGCCAAAGCCUUUUUAGAUGUGUGCGGACAUUACAGCCGCCCGGAGCUGCUAUGGCUGGGUGUCGACCGAGCGACCAAGGAGCACGUUCGCGACACCCCGUAGUACAAUGGCUGAAAUGGCGCCACGACUCACAUAGGCGGCGCUUGAUCCUCGCUUAAAGUAACUGCAUAUUAUUCACCGGACUGCAGAAUAUGAGCCCAAUAUUUUAGGACUAUAAUACCAAU